CUGAAAAUCCAAUAGUUGAAGCUAAAACUGUUGGGUCUAAUGUCAUAAUAAAAACAACUUGCCAUAACCCAAAAUGCCCUGAAGAAACUAAAACAUGGCAAAGUCAACCACCAAUGCCUGGAUAUCAAAAAACCCGUGCUGGAAAUUUUUUAUUGUGCAUGGCAGUACUGCUUAGUGGUGGAUCAUUCACCAAGUUGAGACAAACUUUCUUGAACAUGGGUAUUGGAUGUGUCUCUCACAGUACUUACUUUCAUUAUCAGCGGACUGUGCUGUUCCCCACCAUCUAUCUGUACUGGAAGAAUUAUCAAUCAAAGUUGUUGGAAAAGGCAAAGCAAAUAAAAGAUGGUGUGGUCCUUGCAGGGGAUGGGCGGCAUGACAGCAUGGGUCAUUCAGCCAAGUUCUGUGCAUACACAAUUUUUUGUUGCACAUUUGCAAAGAUCAUUCACUUCAAUAUUGUGCAGAGAAACCAGGCCGGAAGUAGUCCAGCAAUGGAGUUCAUGUCGUUUAAAUUAUGCAUGGACUACCUUCUUACAUCUGCUGUUCCCAUUACCACAUUCAUCUCUGACAGGCAUACCUCAAUUGCAAAAUAUAUGCGGCAAGAUUUAAAGAAUAUCAUACACUAUUUUGAUGUAUGGCACUUGAAAAAAAAAAUUAGGAAAGUGCUUUCCAAAAUUGCCAAAGAGAAGGACUGCGAGGCAUUACAUGAUUGGAUCAGGCCAAUUGAGAAUCACCUGCAUUGGAGUGCCACCUCAACAUUUGAUGGGAAUGGCCUUGUUAUAUUGGCCAAAUUCAAGUCAUUCCUACAACAUAUUGUAAACAUACACUCAUGUCACAGUAACCCGUUGUUUGCAAAAUGUGCCCAUGGUAGUAGCAUUCCAGAUAGAAAGUGGCUGACCGUUGAAAUCAAAACAAAUCCUGACCAAUCAGAAAGAGUCAAAAUUAGCUACCCAAAGUUUAAAAAUGGGGAGGCCAUAAUUCGAAAUGUUACAGUUGCACAGAAUUUUGGAUAUGUGCAAGACAUUUAUGAGAAUUUUCUGUCAGCUAGCAAGAGGGACAUGGCUGAUGCAAUGGUAAAGCUGAAAGAAAUGUGCCCGCCUCCAAUGAAUUCAAUGCUUACUAAGCAAACAAAGCAAGAAGCAUUGAAGAAAAAGUCUGACAGGAUGCAAAUCACUGUCCAACAUUUUCAACCCAGUAUUCCAGUGUUACAAUAUCAAGAACAGUUGAGGAGAGACAACAGUAAAGCAAGUACUGGUGAUGUGACACCCAGACAUUGCAGAACAUGUGGACAACCAAUGAGGGGUCACAAAAAUGUCAAAGAUUGUCCAAAAAACUAUAGCUAAAGGAGCAUCAACCUACCAAUUUAGUUUUCACCUGUCCAUAAAAUUAUAAGCAAUACCUCUUUUAAGAUCUAUAUUCUACAACGCACUCUCACCCCAGCUUUUUUUUACAUUUUUGCAUUCUUUAUACAUCUUGGAAAAUUUAACUAAUCUGAAUCAUCAGAAUAUCCAGUAAAAUUUUCUUUAUCAACUACUGGAAAUGUUUUUCUUAUUGCCAUGUAGGCACAUGCAGGUAGUGGGAAUCGCCUAUUACCAAGGAGACCAUAUACCAGUCUUGUAAAUUCUCUAUAGGAGAUGCUGCGUAGAAAGCUAAAAUAGAAACUUCAGUAUUAGAUUAUGUGAAUUAAUGAAGUCCAUUGUGGGAUUAUAUGUUUUAUGAUUUGUUCAUGAAAAGAACUACCUAUUCUGUCCUGAAA
Messenger RNA from Xenia sp. Carnegie-2017, 1753 nucleotides. RefSeq lists its product as uncharacterized. The record is from RefSeq and is a predicted model, not a curated record. The transcript is spliced from 7 exons. The coding region runs from base 114 to 1340 and encodes 408 amino acids. NCBI's taxonomy places the organism in Eukaryota, Metazoa, Cnidaria, Anthozoa, Malacalcyonacea, Xeniidae.